Molecule: messenger RNA, 1904 nt
Organism: Stylophora pistillata
Lineage: Eukaryota; Metazoa; Cnidaria; Anthozoa; Scleractinia; Pocilloporidae
Product: polycomb group RING finger protein 1
Biological process (GO): negative regulation of transcription by RNA polymerase II
Cellular component (GO): PRC1 complex
Molecular function (GO): promoter-specific chromatin binding
Source: RefSeq, a predicted model, not a curated record
CAACGCGCGGAACCUGGGAAUGAUAUUAAAGAUGGCGGAAAUAUUGUGAAUUAUUAAUGUUUGGGAAUUGACGGGGGCAAUGGACUCCAAGGAGGUCGUCAUAAGAAUCUGUGAUCUGAACCCUCACGUGGUGUGUAGUCUUUGUGCCGGAUACUUUGUUGAUGCUACAACUAUUACUGAAUGUCUCCACACAUUUUGCAAGAGCUGUAUUGUGAAAUAUUUCCAAACCAGCAAGAAUUGUCCAAUGUGCAACUUGCAGAUACAUGAAACCCAACCCCUUUUCAAUCUCAGAUUAGAUAGAACAAUGCAGGAUAUUGUGGCUAAAGUUGUCCCUGGCAUUCUUGAAGCUGAAGAGAAAAGAAGGCGGGAAUUUUAUGCUUCAAGAGGAAUGGUUGUAGAAAAACCUGCUCAGAGUAAUGGUGAUGAAAAUGAGAAUGAAAAGCCAACUAGGGAAACUGUGGUUAAAAGAGACUACUCUGAGGCUAAAAACUUGUACAGAGAGGAUGAGCAAGUUUCACUGUGUGUCGAGAAAUAUGAAGAGAGCCUAGAAGAAAAUGAAGAAGGGACAGAUAUUAAUGGACCAGCGACAACUGUGGGAACACUAAGUAAGAAAUACAUACGAUGUUCAGCUCGCAUGAUGGUGGUUCAACUUCAGAAGCUUUUGCGAUUGAAGCUCAAUAUUCCCCGUGAAAAAGAGGUGGAAAUUGUGUGUAAUGAACAUGUGAUUCAUCCAUUCAGAACCAUGAAGUUCAUUUGGAUAAGUGAGUGGUUGGGCAAGGCACCACCUAUGGUUUUACACUACCGUGUGCAUGACAUCUCCUAAGAACUGUCAUACUUUAAACGAGUCCUCGCAAGACGACACCUGCGCUGAAUGGAUGAUGCCUCAAUUAAACAAAGAAAAAGACAACGAAAAUGUCAACUUUGUAGGAUACGGAACAUCAGUGCAUAAAAAUUUUGAUAGUAAUAAUUGAGUUGUUCGCUCACCACGUUUUAUCUUCAGUCGUUGUUAUCAGAAGGACUGAUGUUGGCUAAGAAUGGAAUUUUCCUUUUGCUGUGGCCAGAGAAAACUCACGAUAAGCUCGAGUAUACUGCAAAUUUUGUUGGUUAACCUUCUUAAAGCUAGUAGUAUUCUUAUCUUCUGGAACAACAUGAGUGGAUCAGAAAAUGUGAGGCCAACAUGUCGUCACCAGUACCAUGGAGUCACGGACUGCACCGCCCAGUACUCUUUUGUGGGUAAUUGAUUAUCGAAAAUCAAUCGAUGCGUGCACGCUUAGAAUUUGUGAAAUACUCUUUUUUUGCCUUAAGCCUUUCUUAGUCUAAAUCUUGACCCAUGAAACGCGAAAGAAGAAUUUGGCCAAUACUCAGCCAUCUUGACCCAACAAUGAUGAUAAGUCAUACUUAGUCAUGCAUACGGCGUGGGUUUUUAACGAGCCGAGUGUCUUGUGGAGUUAAUACUUCGUAGACCACAGCAGCUUCUUUCGACCAACAGAUUUCACUCCUUUCGUUACAAGAAAUCCGUUGGUGCCGCGCAGACUCUGAGAACGAGCUCUCUGUUAAGUGAAAUGUGCCGACUUCUUCUUUUGACAUGCGUGACAGACUAAGCUGAUGAGGAACAACCUGCGAGCGGGCCCUCACCCUUAUUACCAGACCACUUGCAGGCCUCUCGCAGGCUUGCCUUUCCUACGGGAGCGGUAAUAAUAGCCUACGUUUAGGUGCACCCACCCCCCGUUCCCUCCCUUCUGUUUCUCCACGGGGGAGGGUGCUACGGUAAUAAUGAAGGCGGCCGGCUCGCGGGUUCGUAAGGUUAAGGAGAGGCUGAUCCUAGACAAAUACCCCAUUCACACCAGCAAAACAAAAUUAAAAUAAAUUUUAAACCGUGUUUAACAAAAAAAGCUUUACGUAUG